AUCCCUAAUCAGAGGAGAACAAAUUCCAUUAAUGAAAUGUUAAUGAUUUCUUUUAUUUGUAUAAAUAUUAAAGAAGUCAUAUAUAAUUCAAUUUAUUACUUUGGAUGAUCAUCAAUAGGAUUAAUAUUUAUUCGACCUUAUGGUGAUGUAAAGGGGUACGAGAUAUUUUACGCAGUGUUGUGAAAAUUUUCCAGAUCUAAGUGAACGAGAAAAGGAGAACAAGACAAAAGUAAAAGGCAACAAGAAGGCUGGUUGAUGAGCAGUGGCGCAUUGACUCCACUGUUGAAUAAAAGCAAUUUACCGCAAUGGAAGAGAAACGAAUUGCUGAUUAUUUUGUAGUAGCUGGUAUGCCAGAACAUCCGCAGUUGUUACAGGAAAACAUUUUUAGUGAAUCGGGUCAUUUGAGAGCAGCUAACACCAUAGAGCCAAUUACAGAUAUUGGUGUAUACUUUCCCUUGCUUGAUGAAGAAGUGCCCGACGGCUAUGAAGUACUGGAGACAACACCAACAGGACUGCCAGCGAAUCUUAACCAUGGUUCAAUGCGCACAACGGAAUGUUACAUUUAUUAUAGGCGUGGUAAAGAUCGACCGCCUUUGGUAGAUAUAGGUGUUUUGUACGAUGGCCAAGAGCGCAUAAUGUCGGAUGCCGAGAUAGUCACAGAGACGCCUGGUGGUCGCAUAGCAAAUGUUAACAAUUCUUCUUCGAAAAUUUUUCUUACGUACCGUCGAGCACGACCUGAUAUGCCCUGCAAUGAGCUCGUCGUCACUGAUUUGUGUGUUAUCGUGCAAAGCAAAGGAGAAAAGCCGCCGCACGCAUUUUGCCUUAUUUAUAAAACGCUUAAUAAGGGUUACAUGGGAAGCGAUGUAUAUUUAUGCUACAAAAAAUCGAUGUACCGUCCAAGAUUGAUCAGUUACCAGCCAGAAAUACUAUUGCGGUAUCCAACAGUAGAUCACAAUGAUUUCCCCUUAAAUUUAUGCCCAAGUGUGCCGCUAUUUUGCCUGCCAAUGGGUGCUUCUUUAGAGGCCUGGCCGCAUGUAAGCGAUGGAGAGAAACGAAAACCUAUCAGUCCAGUGUUUAGUACUUUUGUGUUGACUGUCAAUGACGGUUCUUAUAAAGUAUAUGGUUCCGCGCUAACAUUCUAUGAGGAUUUUGAGGAAAGUGAAUUGACUGCAAAGCAGCGUGAAUUACUGUGCUGGGAUGAGGCGUUUGCAAAACAUAAUUCAUUGCAUAUAAUUAAAUCUAUAUGCCUUUUAUCGCACUAUCCAUUCGGAGAUACUUUCGACCGAUGGCUUCGUUACCUGCAACGCUUAGCAGUGCGUGGUGUAGAUUUACCUGUUCCCAUCGAACGCUAUAUAACUCAGUUGCUCGAUGAAGUACCGUUUCCAGCGCCUAGCAUACACUUACAACUCUCUAGCGAGUCCAAUGACCGCAUUCUGCUUACGCAACCAGAAGACUCGCCUUUGCCACGUAGCGGUGCUGGUUUCCACAUGUUGCUACAGAAUUUGGGUACUGAUAAUUGUUUACAUGUCUUGCUGCUGGCGUUAACGGAGCAAAAACUUUUGAUACACUCAUUACGACCCGCUACGUUAACUGCAGUUGGAGAAGCUAUUGUAUCGCUGUUAUUUCCCUUUAAAUGGCAGUGUCCGUACAUUCCACUAUGCCCACUAGGCUUGGCGGAAGUCUUACACGCGCCUUUGCCCUAUUUGAUUGGAGUUGAUUCCCGAUUCUUUGAUUUGUACGAGCCUCCGCAAGAUGUUACUUGCAUUGACUUGGAUACAAACACAAUCAGCUUGUGUGAAUCACAAAGGCAUUUAACGAUAAAACUGUUGCCUAAACGUGCUGCGCGUUUCUUGCGACAAAGUCUUAACGAAUUGGAAGGUCUGAAAACUACACACAUCGAAUCAACAAACAGCCUUGAUAGGGAUCUUAGAAAGCGAAAACGCGAGCAAGAUCUCGAACAACGAAUUCAAGAGGCCUUUUUACUGUUUAUGGCAUCAAUUUUACGCGGUUAUCGCGAUUAUUUGACGCCUAUAUCGAAGGCGCCCUCUGUUGGCGCCACAGAUCCGAGUGCCUUAUUUCAACUGAAGGCCUUCUUGCGAUCGCGCGAUAAGGCGCAUCAGAAAUUUUUUGAGCUUCUCAUGAAAACUCAAAUGUUUAUACGUUUUAUUGAAGAACGUUCUUUUGUAUCGGAUGGUGAUCAUGGGCUUACAUUUUUCGAUGAAUGUGCCGAGAAGGUGGGCGCAUAUGAUGACACACCGUCCGACUUGCGUUUAGUUGAUUGGGAGUCUGGGCAGAAUAGCGAACGUACCAAGUACAUAUUCCCACCUGACAGUGUAGGGCCCAAACAAGUAGAUAAUUCUGGCGUGGUUUAUAACUAUGCAAAAUUCACACUAAAUCCAAGUCUUUUGAAGUCGUCGAAGAAGACUGCGCUGACGAACUUUUUGCAGCAGCAGUUAAAUGGCUCUCUAGCGCCUGGAUCGCCGAUAGCCCGCCGCACAAAACAUGAAAUUAAACUCUCGCAUAAGAUGGCACGUCGUUGUCAGAUGCAUCCCGAAGCAUGGUCCAAAUAUCUGCUAGCGACUUGUUAUUCGCUUUAUUUCCUCAUACUCCCGUCCAUGGUAAACGACACGCAUCAAGCGGGAAAAGAGCAUGACAUUUUGCGCGCCGCGUAUAACAUGCUGGUGCGCGCCUCCAAACUUAAAAUCACCUGUGAUGAAUUUUGUUACCGUAUCAUGAUGCAAUUGUGUGGGAUACAUAAUUUACCCGUGCUGGCAGUGCGUCUUCAUUAUCUCAUGAAACGUUCGGGUGUACAGCCCAAUGCACUCACAUACGGCUUCUACAAUCGCUGCGUACUUGAGUCGGAAUGGCCCAGUGAUAGCACGACGCUUAGCCAGCUACGUUGGAAUCGGAUUAAAAAUGUUGUACUUGGUGCAGCGCAUUUUAGACGCGCGGGUAAAAGAUAUGCAGCUAAGAAACCACUUUCAGCUUCAUGCGAAAAUAACCUCAGCACAUUAGAAACAGUUGAUGGCACGUCGCGCACCAGCCUCGAUUCAUCAACGUCUUCGCAUAUGGAUCGAGGCGCUGGUGAUGCUCACACAUACGGCGCGAACCUGCUGGAUUUUUCAGCAUUCGACAAACUGCGUGGAAAAUUGGGAAGCAUUGUGCGUCAAUCAGCGAUGGCAGUAAGUGCACAAGACCCUGGUGGCGAUGUUAUUAGUUCCACUGCGGGACUUCUGAUAUCUGGGGACAGCAAGUCCAACGGAGGCGGCGAAAAAUCGGGGAGCGAAAAAGGCGCCCCACCUACAUCCACAUCUUCGCCACACACACCCAUUAGUCCACACAGUCCCAGUUGUGAUCUGACCGCUGUUGGCGCAGGUGGUAAACUACAAUUAGCGAAGACAGAGAGUUUCGGAGGUGAUGCGCAACUGCUGAAUAAAUUACAACGCAAACAAUCGCUGCCUACCGAAACAAUUGGGCAUCGAUAUAAAAUAAUGAAUAUUGGCGAUGGGGAAGAUGACACAGCCGAUGAAGAGGCGUUAAAAGAAGAUGAAAUGGAGCAAGAAAUUGCCAGUUCACAGGAGGAGUUGGACUACGUGGUGGCGGGUUCAGACAUAAAUUCAGCGCAUGCCCAAGCGCAGCUUUUACAGAGCCCCACGAAAAUAUCGCCACGUACACCGGUAACACAAAAUGAUCCUCUAGGUGCUCUAAACGAGGAGCUUCAAGAUCAAAGUACGCCUACAAAUACCGUACACACCAAAGAGACAGCAAGUGAACAACACGGCGAAUCAAAUAAUAGCACCAUGUUUACCGAUAAACCAAUUUUAUUCAAAGGACAACGAAGUGCAACCUUCGACGAAUCCACCCAAUUGAACAAAAGUAUGCAACGGUCAGAAACAAUGCCUGGAUCCAGUGUGGCAUCGAGCUUAGCCAAUUUUGGCUCGUCUUUGAAAUUCAAUUUCGGACGUUAUUCACCUGCACGAUUCUCAUUUAAGAAAGACAGUUUCAAGCCCACCAUUAUUAUAGAAAAUAUUUCCAAUAUAAGUCCCAGUUUAACGGGUAAAAAAUCGAAUGAGAUCAUUCAAGGUAGCCUGAGUAGCAUAAAAUAUGCGGCUAAUUCGCUGACUCGAAAAUUUGAUGAGAUUAAAGGCGCGCUCUCAGCCCAAACGACACCGGUGAAAACACCCGGCAGUGUUGGGAAUACUGAGACUGGUGAUGAGGAUGUAAUUACCCACGAAGAUGGCAUGCUGAAAAUGCGCCGCGUCUCCAGUGACUUGGAUCCAUGGGGACGUCUGAGUGAAUCGCGCAAGUCAAGCUACAAUAAUUUAGUACCGUUGGGUGAAAAUACCUCGGCUUUGAAUUUGAGCGCAUUUCCCGUGCUGCCAGAAAAUUUGUACUCACCCAUAGCGGAUUUAGAGGAACGUCCCGAGUGUGAUGUACUCAUACAAAUUACCUCCUGUUCGCAAUGCCACAACUGUUCGGUGCUGUUGUAUGAUGAGGACAUUAUGUCCGGUUGGUCAGCGGAGGACUCUAACUUGAAUACAACCUGCCACGCAUGCUAUAAAUUAACCGUGCCAUUCCUGAGUGUACAAAUUGUUGUCGACGAUUCCUUGAAGGCGCUCAAACAAUCAGACAGCCUGACAAUUCCCUAUCUAAAUCCGUUGGUUUUGCGGAAAGAGCUCGAGAACAUACUUACUCAGGAAGGUGAUAUUGCGCUAGUAAAACCUUCGUUUGUGGAGGAACAUCCCAUUAUUUACUGGAAUUUACUAUGGAUUAUGGAGCGCAUAGAGAGUAAAACUCAUCUGCCUGAGCUUUGUCUACCAGUGGCGCCUGACGAGGAAUGUGACCCACUCAGCAAAGUAAAAACUGUGAACAUCCAAUGUCUAUGGGAUAAUUUACGAUUGCACAGUGAAGCCGGACCACCCAUGUACAUUUUGUACAAACAAAAUCAGCCAGCCAGUCCACUUCUAAAGGCGUUGCUUACCGACCAAGCGCAUUUGAACAAGAACGUUAUUCAACAAAUCAUUUCGUCAAUACGCUGCAAUGACCUCUCAACGCCCAUCAAACGUUUGGCUAAUGAACGGCACAAGUUAAAAAAUAACGGCGUCGAUCGAACACACUCCAUCUACCGCGAUAUACUCUUUCUAGCGCUUACGGCCAUCGGUCGUUCCAAUGUCGAUUUGGCCACAUUCCAUCGCGAAUAUGCCGCGGUCUUUGACAAGCUCACCGAAAAGGAAUGUAAAAUGUUCUAUCGUAAUCAGGAUUUACCUCCCUCAGCAGCAAGAAUUUUCUGUCGAGCUUAUUUUAAACCGUUAUUACUUCCUUGACGUGAUAUCAAUUUUUUGCGGCAUGACUUUCACAUCAAUACAAAAGCGAAUACAAUUGAUCGCGUUGCGGCUGAAGCGUUAAGUGAUGUUGCAGAUGCUACGUAAUUCAUAAUCAUACAACGUUUUGUGGAAAGUUAAGAGAAGGCGCUGAAGGGUAAAAAGAGCAUGUAGUAUCAGUUGACGCAGUGGAGCUAUGAUGAGAACGGCAAUGUUAUAUAUGUAUGUACAUUUGUGCAUAUGUAUAUAAGAAACACAAUGGAGUAUUAUGUCUUAAGGGGUUAAACAAAAUUUAACGAUUCGUAUUAACAUUUCAAACUUAUUAUGUUUGUAUAAAGUUGUGUGUGUAUGUGUGGAUGCCUGUGUGCCUCAGUAUUAUACGAAUCACUCAAAAACAAUAAGAAAUAUUUCGUUUGUGCUUUAACGUACCUUACUGUAUACGUUAAAGGUGUUCUUACACGAUAUGUAUUUGCAUGUGUAUAUACAUGUAAUUUUUUACAUAUCGUCGCCUGGGUAAAA
This is a messenger RNA of Rhagoletis pomonella (apple maggot), 5840 nucleotides long. RefSeq names its product DENN domain-containing protein Crag (gene Crag). Lineage: Eukaryota; Metazoa; Arthropoda; Insecta; Diptera; Tephritidae. Gene Ontology annotation, cellular component: cytoplasmic vesicle. The transcript is spliced from 16 exons. The coding region runs from base 306 to 5324 and encodes 1672 amino acids. The record is from RefSeq and is a predicted model, not a curated record. Gene Ontology annotation, biological process: regulation of Rab protein signal transduction. Gene Ontology annotation, molecular function: protein binding.